This is a messenger RNA of Porites evermanni, 327 nucleotides long. Lineage: Eukaryota; Metazoa; Cnidaria; Anthozoa; Scleractinia; Poritidae. The record is from the annotation of a GenBank genome assembly.
AUGAAGCCGUUUGUUGAUCCAAUUUUGAGGCCAAUUGAUUCUCCGCUUUUUGAUGAUCCUGCCGAGCCAUAUUUAGAUGAAUCUGAUAUUCCAAAAGAUUGUUUUGAGCCAAAUAAUUCUGUGCAUGCUGAAGAGAAUCCUUUAGACAUUGGAUUAAAUCCUGUUGGAGAACAAGCGUUAGUGAGCCCACAAUCUCAUGAAGAGAAAGAAUCAAACAAAGAAUCAGACCAAGAAAAGACAAAGAAUCAGCUUCAAAAUGAAAAAGAACGAUCUCCGGAAGCAAUUGUUAUCGACAAUAAAACUGUGUUCAGUGCAGAAAAAUUCUAA